Messenger RNA from Schistocerca piceifrons (Central American locust), 957 nucleotides. Its product is annotated as spidroin-2-like. Lineage: Eukaryota; Metazoa; Arthropoda; Insecta; Orthoptera; Acrididae. Bases 1 to 957 code for a protein of 318 amino acids. The record is from RefSeq and is a predicted model, not a curated record. The transcript is spliced from 4 exons.
AUGCAGUUCAGUGGAAGCUUCACGGGCAGUGCAGAGGCGCAGGCAGCGGCCGCGGACGUUCCGUCAAAGUUCGCAGACGCCUGCCCACAGGCGCCGGUGGGCGGCGCGGCGCAGCAAAUCGCAUUAACGUGUCCGGCGCUUGGCCGCGGAUUCGCCGCGCUGCCGCUGCUGCUGGUGCUGGUGCUGCAACUGCAGCCCGGCCAGAGGGCGCCACAAUCGCAUUGCGCGGGACUGGCCCCACAGCCGAUUGUGGGCGGCAGAGAGCGGCCGGGAUUAAGCGCUGCGCCGCCUGUCCGGCCGGGGGCGGCGCCGGCGCCGGGGGCGGCGUCGACGUGCGCGCCUCUCGGCCGCCGCGACCUGCGGUCCCCGCAGGGGCAUCGACACGGCACGGCCGGCCAGAUUACCGCUCCGUGUUAUUACCCGCCCGUCAUACGACUGGACCCGCACGCUGCAACCGCUGCAAAGCCGGCUCAGCGCUUUGUCAAGGACGCAUUUUACCAGGCACGGCUGGGGGGCCCCGAGACCGGACCCGGCUCCGGUACGGGCGUCGCGGCGGCGGCGGCGGCGUCUGUGGCCGCGCGCGACAGCUCACAACAAAACCAAGAGGCCGCCCCCGCCGCCGAUAUUUGCGGGCAGCCGGGCGCCUACCGAGCGGCGGCCAGCGGCUCGGGUUCCCACGCUGGACGCGCUGCGCUGCGCCGGGCUGCAGAUGCCCCGGCGUGCCUCUGUGUCGGGCGCCGGCGCCACGGCGUGGACCCGCGGGCUGCCCAAGGACGCCCACCUCGCUGCGCCUCGCCUGUUCCGUCCGCGCCGCGCCGCGCCGCGCCGCGCCGGAGCGCGCGGGGAGCGAGGAAUGUUACGGGCCCGAGCUGUCAGCCGCCACUUCCGCGGCCGGGACCACAGGUGCCGCAGCUCCGAGCCACAGCCCGGCCUGGCCCCGUCUUCAGAAUGUGGUAA